Molecule: messenger RNA, 861 nt
Organism: Effrenium voratum
Lineage: Eukaryota; Dinophyceae; Suessiales; Symbiodiniaceae
Source: the annotation of a GenBank genome assembly
AUGACGGCCGCCGUGGAUUACACAGAAUUCAGCUACGCCAAUUCGGAACAUCCACCACUGAAGAGGUGGACGAUCAGGGCAAUCGAGGGCUUGUCCGGCCGCGGCAAGCUCCUCGACGUCUACGAAGUGUGGAAGCACACAAUGGUUGGCACUUCGGACUACAUCUGGAGUGACCUGCUCGGUCUGAUCAAUCUGAACGUUUCUGUCGAAAACGGCGAAUGGCCGCCAAGAAACCUUCCGGAUGGACCGCUUGUCCUGAUUGCAAAUCAUCCCUAUGGAAUUGGUGAUGGACUGGCCAUUCUGUCACUGGCCGAACAGCUUGACCGUCCGUUCAAGAUCCUGAUCAACAACGAAUUGCUCAAGGUUCCGGAAGUCCGCCCCUUUUCUCUGCCGGUUGAUUUCGAGGAGACCAAACAGGCCCUCAAGACAAACAUGCAGACCCGGAAAGAGGCAUUGCGGCUGCUUGAAGAAGGCACGACCAUUAUCGUUUUCCCGGGCGGGGGUGUUGCAACUGCCGCAAAGCCCUUCGGGCGCGCAGAAGAAUUGCCCUGGAAGACGUUCACGGCAAAGAUGAUACGGUCUUCCAGGGCGACCGUGUUGCCGCUCUACUUUGACGGCCAGAAUUCAUGGCUGUUUCACUUGGUCAGCAGGUAUUCGCUGACGCUUCGCCUGGCGCUGCUCGUGCGUGAAUUCAGGCGCAUUCUCGGAUCCGUAAUGACGGCGCGGGCGGGGGAAGCAAUUCCGUUCGAGACACUCGGCGGAUUCAAGGACCAGAAGGAAAUCAUGGAUUUCCUGCAGACCAAGGUCAUGGAAAUGGCGCCGUCGCGAACCGCAAAACGCCUUCUCGGGCGCCGCCUAUGA